CUCUGCAAGGGGACGGCUGUGCCAGCCGAGCGCGCAGGCUCCUGGCAGCAUGGCAGCCAAGUUCAGGGCCCUCCUGCUGCUCCUCGCGCUCAGCCUGGCGCGGCCAGCCUCAGCCAGCCGGAAGCUCCUGGUGGUUCUGCUGGAUGGUUUUCGCUCCGACUACAUCAGUGAUGAGGCCCUGGAGUCCUUGCCGGGUUUCAAAGAGAUUGUGAGCAGGGGAGUGAAAGUGGAUUACUUGACCCCAGACUUUCCCAGUCUCUCUUACCCCAAUUACUACACCCUAAUGACUGGCCGCCACUGUGAGGUCCAUCAGAUGAUUGGGAACUACAUGUGGGACCCCAGUACCAACAAGUCAUUUGACAUUGGCGUCAACAGAGACAGCCUGAUGCCCCUCUGGUGGAACGGCUCCGAGCCUCUGUGGGUCACUCUGACCAAGGCCAAAAAGAAGGUCUACAUGUACUACUGGCCAGGCUGCGAGGUUGAGAUUCUUGGAGUCAGACCUACUUACUGCCUAGAAUACAAAAACGUUCCAACGGAUAUCAAUUUUGCCAAUGCGGUGAGCGAUGCGCUUGACUCCUUCAAGAGCGGCCGGGCAGACCUGGCAGCCAUAUACCACGAGCGCAUCGACGUGGAAGGCCACCACUACGGCCCCUCAUCACCUCAGAGGAAAGACGCCCUGAAGGCCGUAGACACCGUCCUGAAGCACAUGACCAAGUGGAUCCAGGAGCGGGAGCUUCAGGACCGCCUCAACGUCCUCAUCUUCUCGGAUCAUGGAAUGACUGACAUCUUCUGGAUGGACAAAGUGAUCGAGCUGCACAAGUACGUGAGCCCGAGUGACCUGCAGCAAGUGAAGGACCGAGGGCCCGUCGUGAGCCUCUGGCCGGCCCCUGGGAAGCACUCUGAGGUGCUCAGCAUGCUGAGAGCCGUGGAGCACAUGACCGUCUACGAGAAAGAAGCCAUCCCCAGCAGGUUCUAUUACAAGAAAGGGAAAUUCGUCUCUCCUUUGACUUUAGUGGCUGAUGAAGGAUGGUUCAUAACUGAGAGUCGAGAGACACUUCCGUUUUGGAUGAAUAGCACUGGCAAGAGAGAAGGCUGGCAGCACGGGUGGCAUGGCUAUGACAAUGAGCUCAUGGACAUGAGGGGCAUCUUCCUGGCCUUCGGACCCGAUUUCAAAUCCAACUUCAGAGCCGCUCCAAUCAGAUCCGUGGACGUCUACAAUGUCAUGUGCAACGUGGCAGGCAUCGCUCCCCUGCCCAACAAUGGGUCCUGGUCCAGGGUGAUGUGCAUGCUGAAGGGGCAGGCGAGCUGGGCUCUGGCUGUCCGGCCGAGCAGCUGUACUCUGGCCCUGAUUCUCCUCCUGCUGUUCGCAUAGAUGCUGCUGCCAUUGUCCACAAACACUCGGCCACGCGGGCCUCCAGGGCGGGAUGGUUUUCAUUUUCUAUUUGAAUAAUAGCUUCAUUAACACAAUCAAGGCCACAAAAAUUGUAAAUAUACUGUUCUUGGAUGAUUCCAUACAUAAAAUCCCUACUUCAUAAAAAA
Suricata suricatta (meerkat) is the source of this 1539-nucleotide messenger RNA. RefSeq names its product ectonucleotide pyrophosphatase/phosphodiesterase 6 (gene ENPP6). The coding region runs from base 50 to 1372 and encodes 440 amino acids. The transcript has 8 exons. The record is from RefSeq and is a predicted model, not a curated record. NCBI's taxonomy places the organism in Eukaryota, Metazoa, Chordata, Mammalia, Carnivora, Herpestidae.